This is a messenger RNA of Perognathus longimembris pacificus (Pacific pocket mouse), 1398 nucleotides long. RefSeq names its product Cbl proto-oncogene C (gene Cblc). Lineage: Eukaryota; Metazoa; Chordata; Mammalia; Rodentia; Heteromyidae. Gene Ontology annotation, molecular function: phosphotyrosine residue binding; ubiquitin protein ligase activity; SH3 domain binding. Gene Ontology annotation, cellular component: membrane raft; plasma membrane. Gene Ontology annotation, biological process: cell surface receptor signaling pathway; negative regulation of epidermal growth factor-activated receptor activity. The record is from RefSeq and is a predicted model, not a curated record.
AUGCAUUGGUCGUUCUGUGCCGUGAACCCCGCUUCCGGGAGCAAAGGAGGUCAGGAGCAGGGACCCCUCCCGCCAGGCUCCGCCUCUGACGCCCCACCCACUGCCGAGAGAGCCCCUUGCCCUCUGAAGACCACGCCCACCCAUGUGAUUGCCACGCCCCCGCCCGCAGGUCCGCCUCUGAUUGGACACGCCCGCCGUGGUGCCACGCCCCCGCGCGGCCACGCCCUCACGGCGCCCACGCCCUUCCCCGCCGUCCUCUGUCCCCGACACCCGAGGGCCAUGGCCGCAGAUCCGCGGGGGUGGCGGCGCGGGCGGUCCCGCGCGCUCGGCCGGGCCAUGCGGCUGCUGCAGCGUCUGGAAGAGCGAUGCGGGGACCCCCGGCUGGGCUCCGGGCCCCCCUCGCUGCGGGACCUGCUGCCCCGCGUCGCGCAGCUCCCCCUAGCGGGGCGCGGCGGGGCGGGCGGCGUCCCCGAGGGCGCUGGGGGAGCCAUUCUGGAGGCCAAGAGCCGGCAGGUGGCGGCGCUGCUGCCGGCGCGGGCCGGGGCCGAAGACCCGCUCUUCCGGGAGGGCGCGCGGCCCAGGCAGCAGCUGGCCAAGCUGGCCCUCAUCAGCCAUAUGCGCCCGGGGCUGGGCGCACUCUUCACCGUGGGGGGGAAAUACUGUGGGCACCUGCACCAGCUGAACAAGGCCCCCGCACACACCUUCUGGAGAGGCCACUGUGGAGCCCCGUGCAUGGUGUCGCUCCUGGACACCUGCCACCCUGUGGAGCCCGGGCCCGCCGCCCAGGCCUUGCGCUCCACCAUGGACCUCACGUUCAGCAGCCACGUGUCCAUCUUUGAGUUCGACAUCUUCACCAGGCUCUUCCAGCCAUGGCCCACGCUGCUGAAGAACUGGCAACUCCUAGCUGUCAACCACCCUGGUGCAGGCCUUCCUUACCUAAGACAGGUCCAGACCCGCUUACAGUCCUGCAGGGACAAGCCAGGCAGCUACAUCUUCAGGCCUAGCUGCACGCGCCUGGGACAAUGGGCCAUGGGCUACAUGAGCUCGGAUGGCGGCAUCCUGCAGGACAUCCCCUCCAACAGACCCCUGCUCCAGGUGCUCCUGGAAGGACAGAAGGAUGGCCUCUACCUGUACCAUGGGAAGAAUCACAACCCAGACCUGAUGGCGCUGUAUGGAGCAGACCCCCACGAGCACAUCCACCUGUCAGAGGAGCAGCUGCGCCUCUACCUGGCCAUGGACUCCAUCGAGCUUUGUAAGAUCUGUGCCGAGAGAGACAAGGACGUGAGGCUGGAGCCAUGCAGGCAUAUGCUCUGCGGCCGCUGCCUGGCCGCCUGGCAGGUGGCUCUGUCUCUGGGUCCCCAGCCCUGGGUUGAGUGCCCCUGCCGCCUCCCCCAGUGA